AUGGCCUCAAAAGCUCACUCGCAUAAUGACUACACAGUCGGAUUGGUCUGCGCACUGCCCAAGGAGCAAACAGCGGCAAUAGCGAUGCUGGACCAGCGGCAUGACGGCCUUCCUAAUCCCGUCAACGACCACAAUGCAUACACUCUCGGGUCCAUGAGCAAUCACAACGUCGUCAUCGCCUGUCUCCCUAAAGGCGAGAUCGGGACGAGCUCGGCAGCGACAGUGGCAACAAGGAUGAUAUCUACCUUCCCAUCUAUUCGCUUUGGCCUAAUGGUUGGAAUCGGGGGAGGGGUCCCUCCAAAUGUUAGGCUGGGGGACGUCGUCGUUAGUACGCCAGCUGACGGUCUCCCUGGUGUUAUACAAUGGGACAUGGGGAAAGCAGAACAAAUGAAGAAUUUCAGACAAACAGGGGUCCUUAACAAUCUACCCAGCGCGCUGCUUACGGCUGUGACGAGACUCGAGUCCAAGCAUGAGAUGGAGGGAUCUGCAAUACCCCAGUAUUUGGAAGAUAUGACCACCAAAUACCCAAAGUUGGCGCUGAAAUACACAAAGUCGGACAGCCUGGAGGACGUUUGCUUCGAGGCCGAUUAUAAUCACGUCGCAACAGUUUUCGAUCCACGGCCCAGCUUCAGUAAUGUCGGUAGGAAGCGCGAUUAUAACGGACAAAUAAUCGCAGCAGAUCAAAAUAGUUGUCGAGGAUGCGACCGGCGGAGAGCCUUGAAGAGGCCACCUCGUGAGAUAACUGUUCAUUAUGGUUUGAUUGCUUCAGGGAAUCAGGUUAUUAAGGACUCUGUGUUCCGCGAUCAAAUCAAUGCCCGACUGGGCGGUGGUGUUCUUUGCUUCGAGAUGGAAGCAGCAGGCUUGAUGAAUGGCUUCCCAUGCGCAGUCAUUAGGGGAAUCUGCGACUAUUGCGAUUCGCACAAGAAUAACGUUUGGCAGGAGCACGCAGCGGCGGUUGCAGCUGCCUUUGCGAAGGAGCUUCUCUCGGUUAUCCCCCCGGCUCAAGUGGUGGACGCUCCAACUGCAGGAAAGGUGAUGCAAUCGGUGGCGGAGACGGUAAACAGCAUUAAAGAUGAUGUUUCCGUUAUCCAAAGUGAUGUUCAUACAAUUAGAUCUGCCGGUGAUGGUGAUUGGCUGAGCCCGAUUGACUACGACAAAGUCCAAAGUGACGUCCAUCGAAAUUGCCAAGAGGGAACAGGGCAGUGGUUUUUGAAUGAUGCGAGAUUCACAAAUUGGCUGUCCGGCACCUCGUCUCAGACUCUAUUCUGCCCUGGAAUUCCUGGUGCAGGCAAGACGGUGAUAGCGUCCCUAGUGGUGAACUAUUUACGCUCGAGGUAUUUGGACAAUUCUACUUCUGAGACAGAUAGAGUUGGCGUGGCAGUAUUAUACUGCAACUACCAACAACAGAACGACCAGGCAUCCCACGACCUGCUUGCCUCGCUCCUAUCACAGCUGUCGCUGGAACAGGAUAUAGUCCCUGCCGGCAUUCGGACCCUCCAUGAUCAGUUCCGUAAACGAAGGACUCAGCCAUCACCGCGUGAUAUAUUCGAAGAAUUGCGUUCCGCCGUAACCGGAUAUUCCACUGCAUUCGUCGUCAUCGACGCAUUGGAUGAGUGUAAAGAUGAUGCAACUCGCAAAGACCUUCUUAACAAGAUGCUCCAGUUACAGGAGAUAGCAGAUGUACGCUUAAUGUUGACAUCAAGACCGAAUAUCCUACCGAACCGCGAAGACAUGGUUCAGCUUCCGAUACAUGCAAGCGAGGAAGAUGUUCGACGGUAUCUCACAAGCCAGCUAGGCCAUUUAUCGGUGGUUGUUGAGCGGGACGCUGUAUUGCAAAGCGAAAUUGAACUACGGGUUGCAAAGGCGUCUGAUGGAAUGUUUUUACUGGCCCAGCUUUAUAUCGGCUCGCUGAAAGACAAGCAUACGAAGAAGGCCAUCACUAUCGAAUUGAACAAGAUGGACACGGGCCAUGCAGGUCUAGACCAGGCAUAUAAGGGCGCGUUUCAACGGAUAGAAAGCAGCCUUUCCAAAUCACUGCUUUCUUGGGUUGUCGUUGCUCAAAGGCUACUCACAGUGGACGAGAUGCAGCAUGCACUUGCAAUUGAACCUGGGACAUCGAAUCUGGACCUUUCAAACAUCUGUGACAUCCAGGAAGUCGUGUCAGGAUGCGCGGGCUUGGUGGUGCUUGACUCAGUCAGUCAGAGUAUCCGGCUGGUACACCAAACUGCAAAAGAUUAUUUCAAGGCAAAUAUUUCAGAUUAUUUUCCAGACGCCCGAAGGAAUAUUGCCGUCAACUGUCUGACGUAUUUGAGCUACGAUGAGUUCAAGGCUGGUGCAUGCACAAGCCACCAGUUGCUGGAGAGUAGACUGCGCCGUUUUCCUUUCCUCUCUUAUGCCUCUAAUUUUUGGAUUCACCACUGGGGCCGCAUGGAGAACAAGAUGGUGGAACCUGUCCUGGAAUUGCUUUCGGAUCAAGGACUCGUGUCUGCAAUUAGUCAGUGCGCCCUGGUUACAGAUAACUGGGAGCUUGAAUAUAGCAAAGGAUCUCCAAGCCAGAUUAACGGUAUGCAUCUAGCGCCUUCUUUUGAUCUUCACGAACUCGUGCCUCGACUAUCGGAGAAGUCGCCUCUAGAUUCAACGGAUAAUUCUAGAUAUACUCCACUGCAUUAUGCCACGCAAAAUGGCAAUAAACUGACAGUACAGCGUCUCUUGGACUGCGGCGCGAACGCCAAUUUGGCCGCCAUUUCUGGUGCCACACCAUUACAUAUCGCAUCCAGGCAAGGUUAUUAUGCGAUUGUGGCUCUGCUGAUAGAAAAGGGGGCUGAUAUCAACUGUCGGGACAAUGGCGGGGGUACACCCUUGACCUGGGCCAUUGAUAAAGAAUUAGACGCCAUUGUCAAGCUCCUCUUG
Molecule: messenger RNA, 2910 nt
Organism: Aspergillus versicolor CBS 583.65
Lineage: Eukaryota; Fungi; Ascomycota; Eurotiomycetes; Eurotiales; Aspergillaceae
Exons: 2
Biological process (GO): nucleoside metabolic process
Molecular function (GO): catalytic activity; protein binding
Source: RefSeq, a predicted model, not a curated record